CUCCCUACUUCCGCUCCCCUCUUCAGAAGGAGCCAGAGUGUUCGCGGAGUUUGGCGUUUCUAGACGUUGAUCCGUGGUGUCCGGAGGAUGCCUCGUGGAAGCCGAAGCCGCACUUCCCGCGUGCCCUCUCCGGCCAGCCGGGCCCCUCAGAUGCGGGCUGCGCCCCGGCCAGCGCCCAGACCAGCCCCAGCGGCCCAGCCCCCAGUGGUGGCCCCGCCAUCCGCUGUGGGCUCACCUGCUGCUGCGCCCCGGCAGCCUGGUCUGAUGGCCCAGAUGGCCACCACUGCAGCAGGCGUGGCCGUGGGCUCCGCCGUGGGGCACACGCUGGGCCACGCCAUCACUGGCGGCCUGGGCGGGGGAGGCAGUGGUGAGCCCGCCAGGCCUGACAUCACUUACCAGGAGCCUCAGGGAGCCCAGCUGCAGCAGCAGGAGGCCGGGGGCCCCUGCUACUUUGAGAUCAAGCAGUUUCUGGAGUGUGCACAGAACCAGCCCGACGUGAAGCUCUGCGAAGGUUUCAACGAAGUGCUGAGGCAGUGCAGGAUGGCGAACGGCCUCCUCUAAGCAGGAAGUUCACACGGGAGGACUGGGACGUCGACCCACAUCCACCAGAGCACGUCUCUUUAGUGCGGAAAUGUUAUUCAUACUAGAAGUGUACAACCGUUCAGUUCGACCUCUCCCUGUAGCUUCAGCGCUUGAGAACGCCACGGAAGAGGGUGUUCCCGCCACACAGAUGGGCUAGGUUGGGGCCACGUGUGGCCUCCUUAAGCCAACUGUUGUGAUGUUAUUAGUUCAUUAGAAUAAAGUGAAUUUUGUCCAAGGA
Messenger RNA from Chinchilla lanigera (long-tailed chinchilla), 820 nucleotides. RefSeq names its product coiled-coil-helix-coiled-coil-helix domain containing 2 (gene Chchd2). The transcript is spliced from 4 exons. Bases 88 to 561 code for a protein of 157 amino acids. Gene Ontology annotation, cellular component: nucleus; mitochondrion. Lineage: Eukaryota; Metazoa; Chordata; Mammalia; Rodentia; Chinchillidae. Gene Ontology annotation, molecular function: sequence-specific DNA binding. The record is from RefSeq and is a predicted model, not a curated record. Gene Ontology annotation, biological process: mitochondrion organization; positive regulation of transcription by RNA polymerase II.